Molecule: messenger RNA, 5952 nt
Organism: Anthonomus grandis grandis
Lineage: Eukaryota; Metazoa; Arthropoda; Insecta; Coleoptera; Curculionidae
Product: cytoplasmic dynein 2 heavy chain 1-like
Exons: 30
Coding region: 1-5952 (1983 amino acids)
Biological process (GO): microtubule-based movement
Cellular component (GO): dynein complex
Molecular function (GO): dynein light intermediate chain binding; minus-end-directed microtubule motor activity; ATP binding
Source: RefSeq, a predicted model, not a curated record
AUGGAGGGUCCGUUUAAAAAAUCGCUCAUUCAAAUAUCACGCCUUCAGUUGGGUCAGCUGAACACAGAAGAUCUAUCGACCGAUCAAAUAGAAGGGGUAGAACAUCUGAGGCAAUUUCUGGAAAACGAUAACAACUUGACGGUUUAUUCCUACUUAAGCAACAACGGGAAUUUAAUAUUUUCGGAAAAGUUGCCUAACUUCGAUGUGGAAAAAGCAUUGAUAUUCAAUAAACCAACCCCCAUAUCAACUAGUUCAGGAGACUUCCUGAAGCGUUUGCAAGUGAACUCGAUUUCUGGUAAACCGACCCUGGACCUUUUGGGGUUUUUAAACAAAAUAUUCGCGCCCAGUCUUCAAAAGCAUUACGACAAAAGUACCAUAAGAAACAUCCUUGCCCUACAGUCGAACUUAAGGAACGUAAUUGUGACGGAAAAUGCCCUCGAAUAUCAGAACCAAAGUGACUUUUCUGUAUUAAAUUUUUAUAAUCAGCCAUUUUAUGUUCAUUUUAGCAUAAUAGAAUCCUUGACCUUCCUGGAAGUAGAAGAUCUACUGGAAAGGUGCCACAACACCUUGGACGACCUUUGGCGGUGCGACCCGGGGUUUCCCAAAGAUAGAAUGCGACAUCUUAUGGAUAUAAUAGGGUCUGAUGUAUGGAAACACUCUGUAAAGCAACUAGGGGACUGUGACAUUUUCAAAGACGAUUACAAUAAAGUUUUGGAGAAAUCUGUGCAGUGUAUAACGCUUGCAGAGAAAUGGUUGACUACUUGCACACAGUUAACCGGUUUGUUUUGGCCAAAUUAUAUUAUGAAUCCGUGGAAGGAGGAUGUUUAUCAGCCUAUAGAGUUACUACAGUUUGUUUCUACGCUUCGGGAGGUAAUAAACGUGAGGACGGUCCACAAACAACUACUAAGGUUAUCCACGGCGGAGGAACAAAACGAUUUAAGUUGCGACAAGGUGUUUAAGCCCUUCGAAGACGUAGAUGUUCUAAGGUACGACGAUGCGCCACCGAGUAAUUUAAAGAGAGCUCUUAAAGAAUUCGAGGGUUUACUGAGACCGGCCGAAGAGAGGGUGGGGUUUAAACUGAAAAAACAACUGAUGACAGUUAACGCCAAUACUAGACAGCUCCUCUACGAAUUCACUCGAUACUCCGAACUAAUAAACCGUCCAGUCCUAAAGGAAACCUUAAAAGCGGAACGUCAGUUUCUAUUAAAAUCCUUGAGCGAGUACAUCGGCCAAAUCCAGAACCAAUCCAACCUGGAAAUAACGAAAAUAGCAACGAGACAAGAAACCUCGGAAACCAUACGAGAAAUUAUUCACGUGCGUCAACUGGAAGCUAAAGCGAACGAAGUACUUUUGGUUGUGGAAAAGUUGCUGGACGAUCUGGAGGGUUAUGUCGCGACCAGAGAGUUUACUAUGGGUGUGCUUGACGAGCUUAAAAGUCAGCAUACCGAGCUGUUUGACGCGUGGAGUUCGGAUAUUGUUGCUGAUAUUAACAGCAAUAAGUUGAGCUUAAAGGAAACAGAUCCGGUAAUUCAAUUUUCGCGUGACAAGCUGAUGAAAGUGAAUUAUUCCGCGAGACUAAUCACCCUUAUCGCCGAAGUGAGACAGUUGCGAGCCAUGGGGUAUCACAUACCGUCCCUCGUAGAAGAAACCUCGGAGCAUGCCAAAAAGUUUAUGAAGUUCGCUAAAACCCUUGAACAGAUUGCGAAUUUUCAUAAUACAAUAGGGAACAGGAUGAUCCCGUGCCAAAAACCGUUAAUGUUGACCAGUGCCUUGGAACUGUCCAAACUGGUUCAAGAACAGGAGGUGGUCUCUUGGGGCGAGGAGAAACACGUGGAGAAAUACGUGGACACCCUUAGGAAAACGGUGGAAAAAUUGUCUCAGAGUAAUAAUUUGUUGACCGGGUAUUAUGUGGAAAUCAUUGAAAAGAUAAAAGAACUUGAAAACGUCAGUUUACUAAAGGACCUACCGCGAUGGACCGAAACAAUUAAAAAUAUAAGAACCAUCAUCGCGAACGUGGAGAACAAGGGUUAUAAAAACCUGCAGCAAUGGAAAUCCGAGGUGGACAUCAAAAUCUGUGAAGUUCUCGAGAGAGAGUUCGCGAAAAACUUGAACUCGUUGCACCUAAGCCUAGAGGAAAUUCGGGUCGAUUUGGUUUAUAGAAAUUCCGAAUUGGAUUUCUCUCCUAAUAAGCAGACGUUGGAGCAAAUGUACGAGCAACAGCUGAAAAAGUACCUGAACAUACCGAAAACGUUUAAGGGAAUCUCGGAUAAUGCGGCCGAUAUUUAUUCGAAGAUCAUCGAAAGGAAUGAAGACAUUUUGGCACACGUAUCCAAGAAGAAGAACGACCUGUUCAAGCAACUGGAUGACGUGGCCAACCACUGGAAGUCCUGGCUACAGUUAGACCCUCUGGAUCCGAAGAAAUUGACCACGUGGCAACAUUGGGACUUACAUUUUAGGGCUUCCAAGACUUUCGGCCAAGAAAUCGCUAAAUUACCCAGUACCGAAGAAAAACUGGGCUGUUUCACGAUCUGCUUGUCCAGACUAAGAUCGGACUUGGAGUCGCACAAUAGAAGUUACUGGGAUCAGUUGGUUUACUCGUUAAAAGACUCCAUAGCUGAGGACGUGGUAAAAUUGCAAAAUUACAUCGAUCCCUCUACCGCCGCUUUGACCAAACAGCCGGUUACUUUGGAGGAAAUCGGUGAGAGUGGGUUUAAGUAUAGCAGCGUUAUUUCUGCACAUGGAGAGAUGGAAACUACCUUCAAAGAAAUGCUAAACAAAUCCCAAACCUUAGCCAGCUGGUCCAGAGAACAAGUCGACUCAGUGAAUCGGUUAAAAGGAGCAUGGGAAAGGUUGGGCAGUUUAAUUAAUAACCAUCAACAUAUUAUGGCAAAACAGAUGGAAACGAUUAAAACAUCCCUGAACAUCGAACAGGAGAACGUACUGAAAGAAAUCGAACGAUUUGAAGCGAAAUGGAGUCAAAUAAGCAGCAAUCAUAACUCAUUCGAUACGAACACUAAAACUAUUGAAGGCGUGAAUAAAUUGUUUCAAGAAAUCAAGACCAAACGGAAGGAAUGGAGUGUGAUAGUGGAGAAACGGAAUUGUUUAAACUUGAACUAUGACAAGUUUAGUCUGGAGAAGCCGGAUAUUGCUAUAGCGGAGGAAGUGGAGAAGGCUUUAAAGGAAGAGGAGGAGUCCUGGAAGCUGUUUGAGGAGUUUAACACUGACUUUGAAAAGUAUGGCAGUCAAUAUUGGAUAGUGUUUAGGAAAAAACAUUACGAGCUAGAGGACUUCAUUAAUUCCUGGGAAGAUAAAUUCACAAUAAAACCAAAACCCGACUACGCCCCGGUGAUCUUACAAGAACUCCAAAACUAUAAGGACAUAGUGCCAGUGUUAAAAUACGUUAAGGGCGAGGAUUUUAGCGAGAAACACUGGAACGACCUGUUUCACAUGUUGAACCAGACCCCAAAAGCUACCGAUCAGAUUUUAUUAAAAGACUUUUUAAAUGCACACGAAGAAAUCAAAAGUUGCGCCAAACAGUUGCAGGAUUUAUGUAAGAAAGCGGCAAGUGAAAUCGUUAUAAGGCAGGCCCUAAAGGAUAUUGACCAAUGGGAGGCGCAGACCAAGUUCGUGCUUGCUGCUCAUCAAGAUUCCCGUGGGAAGUCUCUGAUGCUGGUUAAGAAAUUUAAGGAUGUUUUGAAUGCUAUAGGAGAUCACCAGAUCUUACUGCAAUCCCUAAAACAUUCCUCCACCUUCGACAGUUUCGCUGAAAAAUCCACCUCCUGGGAAACAAAACUGGAGAACUUAAAUGGCCAUUUAAACUCCUUAGCUCAAAUUCAGAAAAGGUGGUUGUAUUUGGAACCGAUAUUUGGGAGCGGUACCUUGGCCCAAGAAAAAGUCCGGUUCGACCGAUUGGAUAAGGAUUUCCGUAAAAUUAUGACGUUCAUCGAGAAGGACACCCGCGUUACAGAAAUCUGCAAAUAUCCGAACGUUAAGGCCAUAUUGGAAUCUAUAUUGGAGCAGUUGACACGUUGCCAACACAGUUUGGAUGAUUUCUUGAAAGUAAAAAGAGAAGCUUUUUCGCGAUUCUUAUUCCUAAGUGACGAUGACCUCCUGGAAAUCGUAGGACAAUCAAGCAAGGAGCAAGUGAUCCAGACCCACUUGAGAAAACUGUUCGCUGGCAUCCACUCGGUUAAACUGGAUACUUCCGGUGAUAAUAUUGUUGCCAUGUGCUCGUUGCAAGGCGAGGAGGUCAGAUUAGGGCAUCCAGUGGCAAUUAGAAGACCUGUUGAGGAAUGGUUAGGAGAGUUAGUGAAGGUCAUGCAAAUAACUUUGAAGGAACUGCUGGUGAAUUGCCAAAGGGAAACUCAAGCACCAGAUCCCCUAAAGUAUCCAUCGCAAAUUUUGUGUUUAUCGGAUAAUAUCUCUUUUACUUUAAAAUGUGAACAGGCUCUAAGCAGUAUGAGUUUGACCACUUUACUAGCAAAAUACAAGGCCCAAUUGAACGAGCUUAGUUCGUUGGAACUUAAUUCAGACGUCAGUAACACUCUGGAGCUUAAAUUGAAAUCCCUUUUAAUAGAUACCAUUCAUCACAUAAGGGUUCUGGAGGAAUUAUUAAAUAGGAACGUUACUAAAGUGUCGGAAUGGACUUGGCAGAAGCAGCUAAGGUAUUAUGCCAAUUCGGUGGGCGACGUGACAGUUAAAAUGGGAAAAGCCAGGAUGAAUUAUUCCUACGAAUAUUUGGGGAAUGACCCUAAACUUGUGAGGACCCCUUUGACGGAACGUUGCUUUUUAACACUCACACAAGCAAUGCAUUUGGGUUUGGGAGGAAACCCAUAUGGUCCAGCGGGCACAGGUAAAACGGAGUCAGUAAAAGCCUUGGGUGCGAUGUUGGGCAGACAAGUGUUGGUUUUUAAUUGCGAUGAGGGAAUUGAUGCAAACUCAAUGGAGAGAAUCCUAAUAGGAUUAGCGAAAACGGGAGCGUGGGGUUGUUUUGACGAAUUCAACCGUCUGGACGAGACCACUUUAUCCGCCAUCUCGAUGCACAUCCACAUUAUCCAGGACGGGCUUAAGAAUAAUGUCGAUGCUGUCCAACUGGGAGACCAACAAGUUAGGAUCGAUAAACAUUGCGGGAUUUUCGUCACUCUCAAUCCAGCAGGAGCGGAAUACGGCGGCAGAAAUAAACUGCCUGAUAAUCUGAAACAAUUGUUCAGGCCUAUAGUGAUGACCCAUCCUGAUCAUGAAGAGAUCGCUCGCACUUGUUUGCACUGUGACGGAUAUCGGUAUGCGGACGUUAUCGCCAAGAAGAUCGUUGAAGUGUUCGAUAUGUCCAGAAACCUGAUGAGCAAACAACAGCACUACGACUGGGGUUUGAGAGCCAUCAAAAGCAUAUUGUCGGGCUGUCAAGCCGCAAUAAAACAACACAACCAAUCGGAAAAUAAAUCGGGAAACUCUCUGGAUCAAGGAGAAGAGUUCGCCCUAGUCGUCAGCACUCUAAAAACCGACAUAUCCUCAAAAUUAACGUUUUCCGAUGCCCUCAAGUUUAGCGAAAUUAUUGGGAAUGUUUUCAAGGGCGUACCCGCUGAAACUGUUCACGAUGAUGCGUUGAAGAAAAUCAUUGUCGAGUGUUAUCGGGAAUUGAAUCUGAUAAUUAACGAACAGCAGAUAAACAAAUGUUUGGAAUUCUAUAAGCAACUGAAGCAACGAAUGGGCGUGGCUUUAAUUGGACCGCCCAGUUCUGGGAAAACCACAAUAAUCCAGAUUGUAUCCAGAGCGGUUGCCAAACUGAACCAGAAAAUCAAGUUGUAUCCGGUGAAUCCCAAGAGUGUUUCGCGUCAGCUUCUAUUGGGCCAUAUGGACCACUUGAAUCAGUGGAACGAUGGCAUUUUGACCAGUUAUAGUUUGCAAGUUUCUUCGGAACCGGAGGUAUAUUUAAGAAAGUUUUUCUUUCCUUAG